GUUACAUGCAUGUGUGCCAGCGCUUUUCGUGGUUGUCCUGUCGCCUGCCGUUUCUCUUUCCUUUGGUCCUGCAGUGACCAUUCCCUCACAAACGGCCUCAGGAAAAGGCUUUGGCCAUGUCUUCCCUACCUGUCCUGCUCUUCCUGAGUCUGUUCCACUUUGUCGUUCUGACACACAUAAAUGGUGGAGCGUUCUACGGACACAAGCAACACCCUCAGCCAUACCAACCAAAGCAGCACCAUCAGCACUUGGGCAAAGGCAAUGGUGGCUUCCCCCAACAACAGUACCUCGGCAAGGAAGUGCCCUAUAUGCAGUAUCCCCAUUAUAGGAAGGAGGUCCCCCAGAUGCCAACACUCAAGGGCAAACAAAACAUUCGAGAUGGGGGUGCCUAUCUAGGUGGACAAGACAAAGGUCAGACAAUCCCUAGUGGAGUUGAGGGUGGUUUGCAAGGAGAACCAUGUCCAGCUGGACCACCUGGACCGGCAGGACCUCCUGGACCUCCGGGGCAUGGACAACCAGGUCCUUCAGGUCAACCUGGACCUCCAGGACCGCCAGGAAUACCUGGAGUAGGAAAGCUGGGUUUGCCAGGCUUGCCAGGGAAGCCAGGAGUAAAUGGUGAGGCUGGGCCUCAAGGAGGAAUGGGCCCUAGGGGUGACGAAGGUCCGACAGGACAACCAGGGCCUCAGGGACCCCCAGGACCACCAGGACUUCCAGGAUUAGGCAGACCUGGAGCACAAGGAUUACCAGGUCAACUGGGACCCAAAGGAGAGCCUGGUCACAAGGGCUUUCCUGGAUUACCUGGGUUACAAGGACCCAAAGGAGACAAAGGGAUUGGGCUGCCAGGACAACCUGGGCACAAAGGACUUCCAGGGCCACCUGGAAUUGCUGGUCCACGAGGGUUGCCUGGUUUUGGGAAACCAGGUCUAAAUGGAGCUCCAGGUCCACAAGGUCCAAAGGGGGAUAAAGGAUAUCCUGGUGAGACAGGACAGCCAGGGCAGCCUGGAGAAGACGGUCAGCCUGGUCCACCAGGGAUUCCUGGUCUGGGAAAACCAGGUCAAAAUGGCCUGCCAGGGCAGCCAGGUAUGCCAGGUGGGAAAGGUCACCCAGGACCAACUGGUUUGCCAGGAAAACCAGGGUUACCAGGAUUAGGUAAACCAGGAUUACCUGGUCCAAAGGGUGACAAAGGGAUUAUUGGGCCACCAGGACUUCCAGGACCUAAAGGAGAUAAAGGUCAUGGUGGAUUACCUGGCAUGCUUGGAUCCCCUGGACUAAAUGGUCCACCAGGUCCUCCAGGCCUUAUGGGACCCCCAGGAAGCAUUGGUCCACCCGGUUCUAAAGGAGAAGAUGGAGAUGCAGGACCAAGAGGUCUUGAUGGGGCCAAGGGUGACCAAGGUCUUCCAGGACUACCUGGAGACAAUGGUUUGCCUGGGGAUCCAGGAGAACCAGGACCAAGAGGUUCACCAGGAGUAAUUGGUCCCAAAGGGGAAGUAGGGCCUAAGGGUUCACUUGGUAUGUCAGGUCCGCCUGGGGCUCCUGGUCCAAAAGGUCAAAGUGGAUUACCUGGUGAAGUUGGGCCUCAAGGUCCAAAAGGAAUCCCAGGUCGAAAUGGUGCAACAGGACCAAUUGGUCCCCCAGGUUCUCAAGGACCUAAGGGUGAUACGGGCCCCCCUGGUCCACCUGGCAUAGCAGAAAAUGGAAGUCCGGGUGUACCUGGUCCCAUUGGAGCUCCAGGAAGAGAGGGUUCUCCUGGGACAGCUGGACAACCAGGUCAACCUGGCCCUCCAGGUCCACCGGGGCCACCAGGAGUACCUGGCUUCUCUCCUGAAUUGGCUGGAGUUCUCUCUGAAAUGGGUCCAGGUCUGGAUGGUGUCAAGGCUGGAAGUUAUGCUAAAAAGAGUAAGUAUGGUGAAAAUGGAGCAGAAGUGAUGGGUGUCAGCGGUCUGGAGAUGCCCGCUUUCACAGCCAUAGUGACCACUCCUUUUCCACCUGUCGGAAGUCCCGUCAUAUUUGACAAACUCUUGUACAAUGGCCGCCAAAACUAUGACCCCCAAACAGGAAUCUUCACCUGUGACGUGCCUGGUAUUUACUACUUUGCCUACCACAUUCACUGCAAAGGAACCAACGUGUGGGUGGCGUUGAUUCGAAACAAUGAACCAGUGAUGUAUACCUAUGAUGAAUACAAGAAAGGUUUCUUAGAUCAAGCUUCGGGAAGUGCAGUAUUACCUUUGCAGGCUGGGGACACGGUGCACAUCAUGCUACCCUCAGAUCAGGCUUCAGGACUCUAUGCUGGGCAGUAUGUGCAUUCAUCCUUUACUGGGUAUUUGUUGUAUCCAAUGUAACACAUUUCAGGCUUAUCACAGGAAAAACUUAGGGAAUAUGUUGUACAGUACAUAAACAAGAAUUAUUCUUAGACAUAGUCAGUAAAUAACAAUAUGGUUAACAAAGGUACAAGAAAACAUCAACACUCUGAAACCUUGUAGCCAUUUUAAAUGGCACAGCAAAGAAUGAUGCAGUUUUUCUUGCAAUCUAAACAAUACAAAUACAUGGAAAGAACAUCUCAAUGAACCUAAGCAAUUGCAAAAAGAGCAUAUUUGAAAAUACAAUUGCGCAAAUAUGCAACCGUUGCUGCAACAAAUUAAAUCUCUAGUUUUUUUACAAGUUAAAAGUUGGCAGCUAAUUUAAGUCAUGCAAAAACACCAUGAAAAAUGUAUGAUACAAAAAUCAAGUACAAAUAAAGAAGUAAAUGCAAAAUGUGCUCUUGUCCACAAACCUUUGCACAGAUAACAAGCAUAGAUUUACCACCUGAAAGUGACAGCGCUGAUUACAAGAACUGCAUAGACAUUAAAAAGUUAAUAUAAAUUAAAGAAGCAUAGACAUGCUUGAAAUGUCACUUAGUAGUAAAUAGACAUUCAAAGUUGUUUUCUUACCUUCUUUCAGCUGACAGAAUUCACUCAAUUGACUGCUACCAUAAUUAGAUCACCAACAGUGGAUGCAAUUAAAUCUAAAUAUGUUUGAGAAAGUGCUUGUAAUUGGGAUUACAUUGGUGAGUGACUAUAAUUAUUUUACACUGUGCUCAUGUGGUGUUUUAAUUAAACAUUUUUAGUUGUCCCUUUCAGUAUAAAUGUACUGUUUUGAAAUUUAAAAUAAUCUUAUACACAUUUUUUACAUUUAAAAAAAAACUGAACUGGUUAUUUUUAAGUUUUAGAAUUUUUAGAGCCGAGGAAUUUGUGGGUAUUCUUCACAAUAUAAAACCCAAAACAGUGCACAAAAUUAAAAUGUCUGUAGUUAUCAGAGUUAAAACACAAAAAAGCAACUAUCUUUUAAAUGAAAUCCAGCAUGCAUGUCCAAACCCCUGCUCACAUAUUAAAACUUAGAGUUUAAAAACUUUGUGUUUCUGUUUAUUUUUGUUCAGCUGCACACUUUUUUUGGGUAAAUAUUAACUAAUGACUAUCCUGCUAUUUCUUUUAUCACAAAAUCAUUUUUAAAAAAUCCAUAAUUGGAUAACGUUUUUAUUUACUAAUUAAAUAUAGAAGGUGCAAAAAGUCAGAAUGUGAUUUCAAAAUAAAAGCAAGUGCAAUUCACUUUAGUUGGACUACAGUAUGCAUGUUUUAGGGUGGUAUUUGUUUGAAAGUACCUGAUGUUCAAGAUGUUGCUGUCUUAAAGCCACAUUUCACAAGAACAUUUAUGUCAAUAAUGUUUAAAAUUCACAUAUUUGACUGUUUUCUUACACAAAUACAAAAAGAGAAAACUGUAAAGAAUGAAACCAUAAGGGGGAGUGACCAUGGUCCUGAAAAUGUAUUUGUAAUCAGAUAAUAUGUGUAAAAUGUUUUAUGUUUGUCUGUUUGUUUGUUUUCUAAAUAAAGU
Messenger RNA from Oryzias latipes (Japanese medaka), 3864 nucleotides. RefSeq names its product collagen, type VIII, alpha 1a (gene col8a1a). Gene Ontology annotation, cellular component: extracellular matrix. The record is from RefSeq and is a predicted model, not a curated record. NCBI's taxonomy places the organism in Eukaryota, Metazoa, Chordata, Actinopteri, Beloniformes, Adrianichthyidae. Gene Ontology annotation, molecular function: protein binding.